Molecule: messenger RNA, 2244 nt
Organism: Alternaria conjuncta
Lineage: Eukaryota; Fungi; Ascomycota; Dothideomycetes; Pleosporales; Pleosporaceae
Exons: 2
Coding region: 1-2244 (747 amino acids)
Cellular component (GO): membrane; microtubule; cytoplasm
Molecular function (GO): GTP binding; GTPase activity; microtubule binding
Source: RefSeq, a predicted model, not a curated record
AUGUCUCUACAAUUUCAUGAGACGAAGGAUCUGUUGGACAUCGUCGACAAUCUCCGAUCACAUGGAAUCAAUGAGUAUAUCGACCUCCCCGAGAUCAUCGUAUGCGGCGAGCAGUCAUCCGGCAAAAGCUCAGUCCUCGAAGCGGUUUCAGGCGUCAAGUUCCCCAGCAAAGAUAACUUGUGCACCAGGUUCGCGACGGAGCUUAUCCUCCGACGAGGCACAGAUGCACCAAUCAAGAUCAGUAUUGUUCCCGGAUCGAAUGAGAAAGAUCGCUCAGAGAACGAUCUCGACAAGCUGCGUAACUUCCACUAUUCCGGCGCAUUGGAAGGCUUCGAUCUCGGGCCCGUGAUUGAAGAAGCGAAAGCGACGAUGGGUAUUGCGGAAGGGGAUGGCAAGGUAUUCAGCUCCGACAUCCUUCGCCUGGAGCUAUCUGGACCCGACCAACCACAUCUGACCUUGGUCGAUUUGCCUGGCUUGUUCCAGGCUGGGAGUCGCUCCCAAUCAGACGCGGAUGCCGAGACCGUGAAGUCGCUUGUACUCUCGUACAUGAAGAAGUCACGUAGCAUCAUACUCGCCGUCGUAUCCGCUAAGAAUGAUUUUAGCAACCAAAUCAUUACUAGGUAUUGUCGCGACAUCGAUCCACGCGGGGAACGAACCCUUGGGCUGAUCACGAAACCGGACACGCUGUACGAAGGAUCUGAUAGCGAGCGAUCCUACUUUGAAGUGGCGCAGAACAAAGACGUUAAAUUCCGCUUAGGCUGGCACGUGCUUCGUAACAGGGACUAUAACUCCAAGGACUCCACCACAGAAGAACGAGACAAAGUCGAAGCUCUGUUCUUCGAAACUGGUAUCUGGAGAGCGCUUCCAUCCGACCAGACCGGGGUCCAUGCACUCAAGCCGAGACUUAGCAAGAUUCUCAGGGACCACAUCGUAUCCCAGCUACCGGAUGUGCUUGCGCAGAUCAAAGACGGUAUCAAAGAAUGUGAGGAGAGAUUGAACACCCUAGGCGCAUCCAGAGCCGCGCCUCACGAGCAGCGACGUUACCUCUUGCAAGUCAGUCAGUACUUCAGCUCGCUUAUCAAAGCUGCCAUCGACGGGCAAUAUUGGGACCCUUUCUUUGGUGAAGCUUCUGCCGAUGAGGGCUACAAGAGGCGGUUGCGGGCUUUUCUCCAGAACACCCUGUCAGCUUUCGCGGCGGACAUGCGAAAAAAAGGGCACGCUCUCACCAUUCUUGACGACGGCCCAACUAAGCCGCCUCACCAAAUUUCGCGCGCAGACUACAUUGCGUGGGUCACCAAACUACUGGAACGAACCAGAGGCCGAGAACUACCCGGAACAUUCGAUCCACUUGUUGUCGGGCAACUGUUCCACGAUCAGCGAAAGCCAUGGGGAGGGCUGAUCGAUCGUUACUCCGCGACUAUCGUACGUGCUGCCCAGUAUGUGGCUCGCAGAGCCCUGGGGCACGUCUGUGAUGAGCGAACCCUGGGCCUGCUAUCAAGGCGGUUCAUCCAGCCUCGAUUAGAGAAACUGACCACCGCACUCCGUGACAAGAUAGCAGAACUCUUGGAGCCUCACCAUACCGGUCACCCCAUCACGUACAACCAUUACUUGACAGAGAAUGUUCAGAAAGCGCAGAGCAAACGACGAGCUAGAGCUGUCAAAGCGUACCUGGAGCGGCUAUUCGGCGCGGAUCACACCGAGAAGGGCAAUGUCACUAUAACCUUUAACAUGGACGCAUUAUUUGAUGCGUUAGUCAGGAAGAGCGAGGCGGACAUGGACACGUAUGCUAGCUUUACCGCCACCGACUUCAUGGAAGCCUACUACAAAGUUGCGCUGAAGAAAAUCAUCGAUGACUUCAGCGUGCUCGCUGUCGAAGCCUGCUUCAUCCAGCAGCUCCCCACCUUGUUCUCGCCGGCCGACGUUAUUGACCUUGACGAGGCGACAGUGGCUGCUUUGGCGGCGGAGAGCGAAGAAUCUUCAAAGGAGAGAGCGCGUUCUAGCGAAAAGCUCAGGGUACUAGAGGAUGGGCUUAAGGCUCUUCAAAACGUGCAAGACAUCUCGCCUCUUCCACAAGAACUUGAAUCCGAGUUCUUGCAGCUUGACACAGACUCGGACCGUGAGCAGGCAAGCCCAGAACCAUCAGAAGAAUUCGAGGAGGAGGAUGAUGAUGUUGUUGAAGAUCCGGUGGAAGAAGAAGUCCCGUCGAAAGAAGCCCCUGAAGAGCGUCUGUGGAGGUUUGAGUAA